AUGUUCCGCACGAUUUCUAAGUUGGGCAACCCCGCACUGCGGCAAAUUGCUGCGGCGCAGAUCGCCGCCACGAAGGAGGCAGGGACGUACAAGAGCGAGCGCGUCAUCACCUCCAAGCAGUCCGCCAAGAUCGACGUGGAGUCCAGCUCGAAGCCCCUGCUGAACUUCUGCGCCAACAACUACCUUGGCCUCGCCGACAACCCCGAGGUGAUCGCGGCGGCGAAGGCGACGCUUGACACGCACGGCUACGGCCUGGCGUCGGUGCGCUUCAUCUGCGGCACCACCGACAUUCACAAGAAGUUGGAGGACGCCAUGACGAAGUUCCUUGGGACGGAGGACACCAUCCUCUACCCGAGCUGCUUUGACGCCAACGGCGGCGUGUUUGAGGCCCUGCUGGGCGAGGAGGACACCAUCAUUUCGGACGCGCUGAACCACGCAAGCAUCAUCGAUGGGGUGCGUCUGUGCAAGGCGGAACGGCAACGCUACGCCCACAUGGACAUGGCGGAGCUUGAGGCCAUCCUGCAGAAGACGCAGGACAAGCGCAUUCGACUAAUUGUGACCGAUGGCGUCUUCUCCAUGGACGGCGACGUUGCGCCGCUGGACAAGAUUGUGGCCCUUGCCGACAAGUAUAAUGCGAACAUCAUGGUCGACGACUCCCACGCCACCGGCUUCAUGGGGAAGGGCGGCCGCGGCACACCGACGCUGUUCGGCGUCGUGGACAAGAUUGACGUCUUGAACACGACCCUCGGGAAGGCGCUUGGCGGCGCCAGCGGCGGCCUGUCGUCGGGCUCCAAAGAAAUUGUCGAGCUUCAGCGCCAGAAGGGUCGUCCGUACCUGUUCUCGAACACGAUUGCCCCCGCCGCGGUCGGUGGGACGCUGAAGGUGAUGGAGCUUCUGCAGGGCCCAUCGGAUGCGCAGCAGCGGCUGCAGGAGAACACGCGGCUCUUCCGCACCGAGAUGAAGAAGGCGGGGUUGAAGCUGAGUGGGCACGAGGAGUGCCCCAUCGUCCCUGUGAUGCUCUACGACGCCCGCGUCGCCGGUGAGUUUGCGUCCCGGAUGAUGUCGCAGGGCAUUUACGUCAUUGCCUUCAGCUACCCAGUCGUGCCCAAGGGCCAAGCUCGCAUCCGUGUGCAGCUUUCCGCGGCGCACAGCACCGAGGACGUGAUGCGUGCUGUUGAGGCCUUCAAGGCGAUCAAGAAGGAGCUCGGCGUGUAG
Messenger RNA from Trypanosoma conorhini, 1215 nucleotides. Its product is annotated as putative 2-amino-3-ketobutyrate coenzyme A ligase. Gene Ontology annotation, biological process: L-threonine catabolic process; biosynthetic process. The record is from RefSeq and is a predicted model, not a curated record. The coding region runs from base 1 to 1215 and encodes 404 amino acids. Lineage: Eukaryota; Euglenozoa; Kinetoplastea; Trypanosomatida; Trypanosomatidae. The transcript has a single exon. Gene Ontology annotation, molecular function: glycine C-acetyltransferase activity; pyridoxal phosphate binding.